UGGCAACAAAAUCAUUUAUUUUGUUUAUUGUCAUUUCUUUUCGCUUCUGUCAAAUUUGAUAGUGAUAAGCUACAUUUUGUAAUAUCAUGGAGAAUUUAGAAGAUAUCUACAAUUUACUCUUUAGCGCUAGAAAAUUAGAGAGAGAUCAAGGAAUGAAUCACUUAAAAGAAUACAUGAAUAAAGCUUCAAUUGAAACCAUUCAUUCGGUUGAAAAAAUAUUGCUGGAUAAAUUAAACUCAUCUGAAGGUGGAUGGGAAUCAAAACACGGUGCACUUUUAGGUGCCAAGUCUGUAAUAAUGCAAUUAAAAGGGAAUAAUUUGGAUGAAAAUACUUUAUCAUUUCUUCAAAGCGUUUACGAACGUAGUUUGGGAUUUUUGACUGACAACGAAGUGAGAAUACGAUUGGCGGCAGGAGAAGUUUUGGGAAGUUUGUGUUAUUUAAAAGGGCCUGAAGUGUAUAAUCAAUGUAAAGAUUAUCUUCUGCAGUUAAUCAAAGAUAACAUGGAACGUGAUGUUAUGGAUACAAGUGAUUCCAGUGAGGUUUUUAGUUCGGAUGCAGAGGGUGAUACAAAUCAACCUCCAAAAGGACAAAGAGUUCGACGACUCAGCUCUGAUGCUUCACAAAUCUUUCAUGAUACUGCAGGAUGGAAAUGCCUUGAAACAAGCAUGAAAUGUUUGCAGUUUAUGGUUGAUGGAUGUGGUGAACAUUUUAAGCCAAUGAUUACCAAUGAAUUUCUAGACUUACUGUUCAAGACACUGUCGCAUACAAAUCGAUUUGUUAGAGAGACUGGUUACUAUGUGCUAGCAUCUUUGGUCAGUUGCGGAACAUCUUGCAAAGACAAUGCAUAUAAUGCUUUUGCUGCUGAAAACUUUGGGCAUCAAAUAAGUGUACAGUUGGGUAUUGGACUAAGUGAUAAUUGGAGCCAAGUGAGGUUAGCAUCAUCUGAAUGUGCACGAAAAUUUCUUCUAUCUUUUGAAAGUGAAGAAGAACGAGAAGCAUUUUUUCCUACUUUACUGCCUAAAAUGUGCUUAAACAGAUAUUAUAUUGCUGAUGGUGUAAGAAUAUAUUCUCAAGAAAGCUGGCGUAGAAUAGUGAAAGAAAAUGGAAGAAUGUUUGUGAAAAAAUAUAUUGACAAUUUUGUGCAACAUUAUAUAUCCCAAACUAAAGCUGAUAACCAUGCAGUCCGAGAAGCUGCUUGUGCUUGUAUUGCUGAGUUGGCUUCAAAAAUUGAUCAUGAAGCUACAAAACCAUAUGUACCACAGUUGCUGCAAACACUUCUUGAUUGUUUUUGUGAUGAUAGCUGGCCUGUUAGGGAUGCUGCAUGUCUCGCUUGUGGAAAUUUUGUUCUCUGUUUUCCAAAUGAAUCAAAAGCUGUACUGGAAAAGUUGUAUCCCUUAUUUUUCACAAAUCUGAAAGAUGGAAUUCCAUCUGUGCGACAGGGUGCAGCUGGUGCUUUGGCAAAUGUUGUUAAGGCAUAUGGUGUAGAAGCUUACCUGACUAUCAAACCUCAAAUAAUUGAAGGAUUGAAAGGAGUGAAAGAGCAACCAUCCGAGUCAGAAAAAUAUGGUGCACUGGAUAAAGGUCCUGCAACAUUUGGCGUUGUUAAAAGACUCAGAGACAAUGAUAUGGACCUUCAUACAAACCAACAGAUGUACUCUUGUGGUUCUCUUGCACCAAAAAUGGGUCGUGGUGGUGGAUGCAGUGAUCAUAAAUUUCGGAAACCAUCUGAACCCUGGGAAUUGGCUGAUGGAUGUAUCCAUCUGGUUGCUGAGCUGUCACAGAUAAAUGAACUCACUUCUCAUAUUUGUGAAAUCAUUCCUCUUCUUCAUGAAGCUGCCAGUUUUAAACAUUACACUCACCAUGUUUGCUUACUGGAAUCUCUUUGUAAACAGUUACCAAAUCUUUGCAAAGGAAUUGGGAAAAGGCAUUUCAAACAGUUUUUAGAGAUGUUUUUAGAGGACAUAUUUUAUAGCUUGACAUGUGAAAAUAUAUUAACCUCCAGUGCAGCUAGUCAGUGCUUGACCUUGCUUUCCAACAUGUUAGGUCCAAAUAUUUUGCGAGCCAGAGUUGAAAACUUAAAUCCUGGAUAUCUUAAACUCAUGGAAACAAAUAUGAUGGUGGAUCCUUAAAGGUCAUGAUACAUAUUCUGUUGUGUACAAAAUGUAUGUAGGCAAGCAAGUUUAUUUAUGAUUUUACAGACCAUGUGAGCCACUAAUUCUUUUGAUUAUGUAGAAAUUUGAUUUCAAAAUAAAAUUUUAUAUUACUUUUUAAAA
Argiope bruennichi is the source of this 2273-nucleotide messenger RNA. RefSeq lists its product as uncharacterized. Bases 87 to 2129 code for a protein of 680 amino acids. The transcript is spliced from 17 exons. The record is from RefSeq and is a predicted model, not a curated record. Lineage: Eukaryota; Metazoa; Arthropoda; Arachnida; Araneae; Araneidae.